AUGGUAACAACCGGUUGAACGGCGACGAAUUUAUUUUCGCAGUCUAGUCCAUUUGAACGCGUACUUUUGCAGUGUGAGCAUCAGCGCGUUUUGUUUUAAUUUGUUAGAAUAAAAUACCCAGGAACGCCCAAAUAACGCGGAAAAGUCUGGAGAAAAAUACUCAAACUGGAACAUGGAGCAUGCAACCGUCAUCGAUGUGGCGGUCAUCAGUGAGUCUGAGGAUGAGGAUGCGGUGGAGAAAGUGACUAAAUCUUCCAACAAAGCCGGCGAUGCUACCCGAAAAGAAAGUGUCUCCCCCAAAGAAAUUUCUGACGACGAUGUGGUUGCAGUGCCCUUGGACCAAGCGAUAGUCGCAAAGCAAAAGGAAAUUCUUCGCCUGCUGCCGUUCAUCGAAGAAGUGAAGAAAGCGUUUGCGUCCAGCCUAUCCACGGGACAAGCCUCACGCCUAGACGCCCUCGUCCGCCUUGUGCAGCGAGACAAUGUGACCAUGUCGACCCUGCAGAAAAUCGAGUCUAUUAUAAUGAAGCUUGAAACGAAAUUCGGUGAAGUGGUCCGGAGUAAACAGGCCAGUGGUUCCGCAUCAGGCAACCUUCAAACAUCCCUCGCCCAAAGACGCUUAAACCAGAAGAGUGAAGUGACGGAUCGGAAACAGGCCUCAGACAGAGAAAGCACUGCCGCAGCCACGAAUCCGAUCAACAACCACAAAAAAAAGGAUUCUAGACAAAACACAAAUAAAGGACCGACAAAGCGCAAACAGAAGCCCAGCAGGGCUGCCCGUGGUGAUACAAUAUCGAUAAGCUCGACCGGCAGUGAGAGUGAGGAUCCCAAGGAAUCGACAAACCGAAAAAGUGAUCCUCAGAGCAGGCCUGCAACAUCGACCGGGCCUUCGACUGCAGGACGUAAAUCUGUCCCACUUGUCCACUCAUCGCCAUCGAGUAAUGUCGCAGAAGAGGCAGCGCGCAGGUCUUUCGCCAGUAGUUCCCCCAGCUUGUCCUCGAACAAGCCAAGCCAUAAGAACAUAGCAAAUGAAGAAAAGACUCAAGGCACAACUUCAGAUCACAAGAGACCAGAUUCUUGCAAGUCGAAUACCAGUCAAAAGACCAAAGAGGACGAUAGACCUCCCCUACAAGGAGAAGGUGUACUGGCUGCCAUAAGAGCAGCUAGAGAACUGGACAGAGAACAGAAGCAGGCCCGAGAGUUGGCCAAUAAAGAGAGGGCCAAAACUAGGAGUUUACAACUCAAUGCCGGCGAAAAUUUGGGAUUCUCGCGCAGAUCGAAUACUGGUCCAGCAACAGCAAAGGCGGCAAUUACCCAGAAAUCAGCGCCUCUGUUUACACGUGGCUCAUCUGUUCCAUGUGAUCAGGAUUCCACCUCAGUGGUGGCAAUGUGUCAGUCAACACCAAACCAGCGGCUUCAACAGCAGCAGCCGUCCACAGAGCCAUCAAAUGGUAGUCUUUCACUAUGUGAUAAAGAUGCUAACAGAAGUGAUACUCCAGCCAGUCCGCUCUCGGAGGCACGCAAGAAGCUGGCAGCCAUGCUGCUGGAUAAGCUGGAUCCCCCCGCGGGUGUGGGAGCGGGUCUAGGCGUACCGUGCACAUUGCCGCUAGCAUCGAACAGCAUGGAUCCGCGUGGAAGGAAUCUCAAUUACAACAGUAAUACCUUGUGCACAGCCGGUUCGAAUGUUCUUGGCUCCCCGCCACCUCCUCCCCCCAGUGUCACACGCGAUACAUCGCCAGUGCCGCCAGCGCCGCCAAUGAAGGCGGGCUCCGUAUGGACACCCAUUCCAGUGCCAGGAGCAGGACCAGGAAGAGGAAGCAUGGGCUUUGCAAGCCGAGGAUCACGUGGAGCGCAUGCACGGCCUCCUCACAUUCAUCAUGAGAACCAGCGGCCAGUAUUCUCUGGCGGCGAGACACAGUCCUCUGGCCCUGCUCCCCAUGUUCCCAAUGGCUUUCAUGCUGUCGAUCCAAGAUUGAAUCCACAUGAAACCACCCGGGAUCCACGUGAAUCAAGGGAUCCUCGGGGUCCACGCUUUCAGAAUAUGCCACGCCCUAACCAUCAGCAGCAGCAUCAAAAUCAGCAACAACAGCAGCAUCAUCAGCAACAGCAGGGCUAUACUCUGGGUAACCCUACGAACUGGCAAUCAUCCUCCUGGAAUAACAAUGAACAAAUUGUCUUUAAUGGUUUACCUGGAUGUGGUCUAGGUCCUGGAUCUGUACCUGGACCUAGACCCCAUUUAGUGGGAGGCAGCUUUCGGGGCGGACAUGAGAGCCGUGGUCGUGGUGGUGGCGUCGGCGUCGGCGGCAUUAGCCAUCGAUACAUUCCACCAGCCAGAGGACGAGGCGGAAGUCAAUAUGAUGCACCGCGUACAUAUCGAGAGCACCGUGAGGCGAAGGCCAGAGAAAAGGCAGCAGCCGCUGCCAAGGUGGCCGAAAUGCAGCGUCUGGCGGAUAUCGAGAAGAAACGCCUGCUGGAGGCGACCGAGAAGCAGCGACAGCAGGAGGAGAGAGAUUCUGCGGCCAUAACGGUGCCGGUUACGUCAUUGCCAGACCUCCAGCUGGACACCUCCUAUCGCAACGUCAUCGUGAAUAAUCCGGCCAAGAAGAUCGACUUUCGAAUACCCAAGAAGACGACGACAGCGGCCGCUACAGCCUCGACCACAGUCCAAUCAAUGGCCAUUGGUACAGGAGGGGAGAUCGCCAGCUCAACUACGAGUCCACCAGCAAGCAAAUCCUCUAAUGAUAACGACAAAGAUAAGAGUACUGAUAAUGACAAAGAUGCUCCUGCCACAGAUAACAAUUCACACAAUAUGGAGAAGGAGAAUGAAAAGCAACGGAAUAGUCCAAAAGAUCUAGAGAAACCUGAAAGAGCGGAGAAAAAGAGCAAAUCCAAAGAUGCGGAGAGGAACAAAAAUAUAUCCAAGGAUGAGGAUAAAUCAAAAAAGGAAGUGGCUCGAGCCGAAAAGAAGGCAAACAAGAAAAAGAAAAAAAAGUUCCAGAAAUUGCAGAAGGAAAAUGACAACAAUCGAACGGAAAAGAAUGAACAAAAAAAAGAAAGCGACAAGAAAGCGACCUCAUCGUCCACUCCCGCUUCCACGUCCACCGCUUCAUCUGCCUCUACUGCGGAGAUUAUCGAGCAACAGAAAAUCUCAAUUAAUGAGCCCAAUGUCGAUGAUGUUUCCUCUCAUACCUUCUCGGAUAAUGUGGAGAACGAGCCACCGAUGGUGUGCACUUCCCUGGGCAAAGCACCCGAGGGCAAGCCAAAAACGCCAGAGGUACAGUCGGAGGACGCAGCAGCGGAGUCUGACUUAAAGGAAACAAAAACAGAGGUGGGAUCGGAAGCAAAGCCGGAUGAUGCGCCUGCGGCUGCAACUUCGACUGCCAACGACUCUGAGUCGGAUGAAAAGGUACGAAAACUUUCCAAAAUGAAGAUUGUCCUGGGUCCGAAUGGCCACAGUACAUUCCUGGUGAACGACGACGACUCCAUGCUGCUCGACAACUUUGGCCAGAAGUUUAAAGUAAAAAAAAAUGGAGAUGAAAAUGAAAACGGUAGUGGGAAGAAGGAGGGGCCCCCAGUUAAUUCACAAAUCCAUAAGAUUAUGCGACGCCGCUGUUCAAUGGCACCAACGGCCAGCCGUCCGCUGGUGGAUAAGGCCUCGAUCUUUAAUGGCAGCAGCCUCAUGUACGAGGACCUCACCGAACAGAAGCGCAAGGAGGAGAAGCAGUCGCUGAGGGCACGCCAUCUGGCGAAUAUAUUCGAAAAGACCAGCGAUAACUGCCGCGUCUCCACUCAGAAUAUUAUCAGUGGAAAGCGUCGAACACGUUGCAUACCCGACUGCUCCUUCAACGAAACGAUGUUAAGUCGGAAUCGCUUCGGCUUGGGUCAGAUAGUCAGAACGGCGAAGGCCACACCCGAAGAAAAGAAGCGUCGAACCACGCCAGUGCCUCCGCCAGUGAAACGCAAACGAGGUAGACCUCCCGCCUCUGUCAAGAAAGAUAUUGUGCAAGACGCAAAGAGGCCACGUCUGGAAAUCGAAGAGGUCAGUACUCCGGUUAAGGCGAAGGACUCCGAAGAGCAGUCUGUUGCCCCAACAAUACCCCCGCCCUCACCUCCUCCGACUGCGCCUGCGCCAUCGAUCAAGACUCGGGCACGCAAGAGGAACGAGCUGGAGAAGCUCACCGAAUACAUUUCAUCGAUGUACAACGGUGAGGAUGUGACACGGGCCAGUGGCAGAAGAGCAUGCACGGUGCCACAGGCGCAACGGCGUUCAGUGACGCCAGCAGAAUGCGUAGAGACGACAACCACAUCGCCAUCGUCAUCGAGAUCUCCUUCCCGUAUUCGUAGGCCCAUCCCGAGGGAGAUUCGAAAUAUGGCACGUCGCGGUCGAUCCUAUGGAACAUCUUCCAUGGACAGCGGCGGCAUUAAUCGAGCAUCAACAGUCUUGCGAAGAAAUCAAAUGCGAGUGAGGAAGUGUUGUGUGCGUCUGCGGCGUUUCCCAAUGCCACAGAAAAAUGCCCCGAAUGUCCCGAAACAGCCAACGCCGCAGCGAAAGGAGCAGCAGAGGAAGCGAACCCAAAGAUCAGAGCCAAAUGUAAAUCCCGAAUGGCAUGCCAACUCCAUUGGGGCCGUCGAUUGUGUUGUUUGCCACAAGAAUAUCGGUAAGAAUCCCUCUGGCCACUAUCUGCAGUGCCACAAGGAGAACUACAUCUCCCGGCUGGCACCCGGAAUGCUCGACGAACUUCGCGCUGAGCGGUGCAAUCAGUUGCGGCCAGCGGCGGGUGACCCUACCAAGAAAAAGUACGAUUACAGGUGCCCCUUCUGCUUAAAGGAGCUGCAUAACUUCACCUUUAACAACAUUGCGUCGCAUCUGAUUGAGCAUACGGGCGAGAGCAAGGCUCAGUGCUCGUCGUGCCGGCAACCGAUACGGCGAAAGUGUCUCAUAAAUCGGCAUCGCAGGUACUGUACCCCCGACGCCCAAAUAGUUACCGACAAGAGAACCUGCCAGCUGCCCCUCACUCUGCAUGUGUGUCCUUUGUGCGAUUACGUGCAGACGGGGCAGGAGAGACGAGACGCCCAUCUGGUGAAGCAACAUCGGCUGAGCGAUGAACUGAUCGCAGCCAUGGAACUUGAGAGGGUCACCCUCUGCUGGCGUUCCACCGAUAAAAAGCCUCCUGCAAACGAAACCGAAUCUGAAGCGGCCCCGAACAUCUCCGUUCCUAAGAUGAUAUCGCGACGCAGCUCGGUGAUGUGUCCGAAGACCCACAAGAAAAAGAUUCGUUUCAAGAAACAACUACGAAAGCCCGAAAAAUCGCCCAAACGGGAGCAGGAGUCCCAAGAGGAGGAGGGGCAGGAUGGCAUGCCAGCGUCACAGGAGAUGGAGGAGAUCAAGGUGCCUCCACCUGGAGGCCAGGAGGAUGUGGCCGCCGAGUCCAUAUUGGUCGUCAACGAGUGCCUUAUGGACAUUGAUGCCGAUUUGGAAUUGGACAUAAAGCUUCUGGGUUCCCAGAUGGAGGAGGAUAUUGAGCAGGCGGAGUCCCGGCUACAUGAGAAGCUGAUGGAGGAAAAGCCAGUUUUGACGGAGAUAAUUCCAAUGGAAACGGAAGAAGACACCGCCACGCAGAAAUCGCCAGCCAAACCGUCAGAGGAGGAGGGGGCCUGCUGCUCAAAUGAAAUCCGAGAGACAGUUGUGCCCGCAGUCCCUGUGGAGGUGGAGAUUCGCGGCCUGUCCGUGGAUCCCCUCAUGGGCAUUGGCAGCGAUGAUUCCGACAGCGGCAUGGAUGUCGAUGUGGAUGGGAAUGGUUUGAAAACCGCAUCUGCAUCCACAUCCCAAACAGUCACAGGCCCUGGCCUUAAGGAUGUCGAUGAUGAUAGAAACAAGAGGGUCCCCGGGGACUGGGAAGAUCUCGUGGAAACUGGCUCUCAGGAUGAGUCUCGCUCCAAGUCGAUAUUCCGGAAGUUCAACCGUUUCUAUUCUCGCCUCACCAACGGAACGGCUGUUGGCGUCGGAGGAGGAACAGGAUCAGGAGGAGUAGGAGGCUCACCACGUCGCUCAUUAUCCCAUUCGACACAAUCGACUGCAAGCAACAGCAGCGAAUGCGAUCCAAGUGAAUUGAUGCCUGAAAUGCGAGCCCUGGAACCAGUACCAACAGCAAAAGCAGCACGAAAGACACCGAUAAUGGCGUUACCGCCUUUGGUUCCAAUUUCCUACCCAAAUGCAGCUUUAAAAGCGGCGCCAACUGGUCCCGUAGUAAAAGCAGUACCAGCGAAGAUAGCAGAUGCAACAGUACCAACCCCAGCAGAAACCACAGCAAUGUCGGCGCCCACGCGCGUGGAGAACGUGGCCUAUCGCAUGAGGAACGUCAAGGUGCCGCAGAGUGCCGUUUACUGCUGCCAGUAUCCUGGCUGCUCGUUCCUCUUCUCGAAUGAACGCGAGGGCCUAGAGCGACACUUUGCCGUCGAGCAUCCGCAGGUGUCCUGGAGCGGCAGCUGUUUCGCCUGCAUCACGCAGGACCCGACAAAGGCGCUACUGAUGCCACCGAGCUGCAUUGGAGAUGAGCUGCGUCACCUGGCUGAGGAGCAUAUGCCGACAGAUGCAGCGAAUCCACCCGAGAAGCCUCCAAAGCUUCGAGUGCGUCGCUUCAGUGGCGAUCUACUCACGAAUGAUGCAAGGCAACAGCAACGUCAACAGACAAAUGUCUCCAUCAUCCCUGCGGAUAUGGAUGGGGAUACAUCAACCAAUGUGAUGCUCAGGGAUCUGCUGAAAGCCACGCCACGACCAAUCAACCAGCAGGCGGACUUAAAUGCCUCCGGACUGGGGGAGUUUCUGUGCGCCAAGUCUGUCACUCCAUCAUCUGGCGGGGAAACGGAAACUCAAGCUCCAACUGCUACAAGUGGAAAUGGGAAUGCAAAUGAAAAUGGUGCAGCUCUGUAUAAUAAUAAGGAAAAUACGGGCUUACAAAUCGUGACUGUGUGCCAUUUGGAUGCGUUGCCCAGUUUGCAGCCACUGAAUGAAUCAGCAGAGCCCGCGCUGGCAACUGUCAGCAAUGGGGAUUUUGUGUUCACCCAAAGCAUCUCUGAGAAUCACAUUAACAUUUGCCUGGAGCCAUCAGCAGCGGAAAUGGUAGCAACAGAGGCAACAGGAUCAACAACCCGCAGCAUCAUCCAACCGAUUGAUAGUGACAGUGGCCGCAAUUGUAUUCAUUUAGCGCAGGAUCGUUUCCGUUGUAUGGCCGUUUCAUGUGGUUAUUGUGCCCACACAGUGUUGUGCAUAAGAGAGCACAUGAAUUUCCAUCGUUUUAGCUUUGGGAGCACCGACUAUCUAAAGUGCGGCUACUGCACCCAUGUGGCCAGCGAUGUGGAUGACUAUGUGCGACAUGGCGUCUAUGUGCAUGGCCUGGCGCCGCGCCAUGAGCUGCAUGCAGAUAGCACAAGGCCGGCCGGCGAGAUGUCUGUUAGCCAGCAGAUACGCGAGGCGCUCAGUCAGAGAAGGAAUGCAUUGCCGACGACGGUACCGACGGUAGGGACAGCGCCAGUGGAACCGUCAAGCAGUUCGGGACAGGCGCAGGGAAAUGAAACGACUCCAAGGGGUGGAGUAACCAUUUCCAAAGUACUGUACGAUUAUCUACAGCCCACAGGAUACACGGACGACAAUCUGUUCGAAUGUCCGGAGAAAACCUGUGGGGCCCGACUGACAAGCGAAUCGUUUGUCAAACACAUCCUCUACCACAUACGUAGCUCCAGCUCCCGCAGGGAAACGGAGCUGGUCAAGUGUCGGUUUUGUCGCGCGUUAGAAAUGCCGCCAAUGCUGAGGCAGCACUUGCUGACGCAGCACGCCCGGCACAGGUACAUUUGCAGCCAAUGCCUGGAGACGGCCGCCAGCAUGGAAAUGUUAAUGUUCCAUGUGAAACAGGUCCAUCCGCAGGUGCUUGGCCAACCCAAUCACUCUUUCAAGACGAUUCAAGUCUUCCUGCAAGAGGGCAACGGCAAGAGGGCCGGCCACAGACCCACGGUCUGUCAUGUGCUAGGGCUGCUGAUGCCCUUCGAGCACGCACAGUUGCAGACCGUUAAGCACAGAGUCAUUCGCGAGCUGAAGCUGCGAGAGGCUCGCACAAAGAAUGUGUUUCGCUCGUCGGAGGCGAAGCUGCUGCCCAGCUGCGACACUGUGCUGACUGUAGCGCUGCAUUGCGCCGAGUGUCUGUUUGUCAGCAAGGAGGUCGUGGACAUGCAGCGACACCUGGCCAUGCACAAACUGCAGACGAUCAAUGCGUUUACAGAAUCACAACGCCUUCUGGAGGCACAGCCUAGCUCUGCCGAGAAGCAGCCAACCUCCGAGACUACCCAACCAGCUCCGGUGAUAAGAGAUGUGGCCGCUGCAGCCACAACCACAAACACUACGACUACCACUACCACAGACACAGCCAUUGCCACUGCCACUGCCGCCGCUAAGGGGGGGCUCCAUAAGGUGGUCAAUCCGUAUGUGCUGUACGUACCCUCACAGAGUCGCUUUGUGUGCGGUGCAUUGGGCUGCAGCAGACACCUGCCAUCGCUAGAGGCCCUCUGUAAGCACAUGACGAAGGAGCACAUGUACACGGAUGUGCUGUGGUGCAGCUUCUGUCGCACUCGUCUGAUGCAGCCGCAGCCCAACAAGAUGUCCAUCGCGAAGUACUUGAGGCAUCUAUCAACCCACAAGCGUUACAUGUACCAGUGCGGAGACUGCGGACGCGCCAAUUCCGAGCGCCACUUCAUUGAGCGGCACAUCAUUGACCGUCACCUGAAUCUCAAUGUGGAUGUGGUGAUACACAGGCAGAUUGCACGGCUACAGACGACGGCACGUUGGAUCAAGUUGCCCAAGCUAUCCAGGAACCCCAAUCACAAUCAAUACCUCUGCAACCUGUGCCAACACUUGGACAACUCAAUGGAGAAGAUAGCCGCACAUGCGGAGGCUGUGCAUGGCAUUAAGAAUCCGUGCAUUUGCUCUGUGCCGCAGUGUAGUUUUGGGUCAAAGGAUCCCAUACUUGCCAUUCAGCACAUGCUGGAUGAACAUCCGGGUGUGCAGGUGCAGCCGGCGCUUAUCUAUCAACACACAUUGGCGCGGACAAGGCAAACGAUGGGCUUCUACUGCUGUAAGUGUCGGCUGGCCUUUCCCAGCUUCCAACGGACCGUGUCCCAUCUAAAGGAGAGCCAUGAGUGCCUCUGCCAGUACAAGUGUGCGCAUUGUGACUUCAAUUGCCAGCAGGAGCGCGGCGUUAUCGUGCACAUGAUGGAAAACCAUCCGGGCCUCAAGGGGCUGGCCGAGUGCCAGUUUGAGCGCGUGUUGGCCGAUCUGCCCGAUUAUAUGGCCUGGGCCGAGGCCCAUCCUAUUGAGGAGUCACAGCAUCAACAGCAGGGCCAUCAGCAGCAGCAGCAACAGAUGGACGAAGAUCAGGAGGAUGAGCCACACCAAGACGAGAACGAGGAAUCAGAGGAACCAGAAGUUCAGGAAGUGCAGCUUCCACCCGCUGCCAAUCCAAAAAUUACUGAGGUGAUCGACCUCCUCGACUCGGAUGAUGAAGCGCAGACAGAGACGGCAAUAGCGAAUCGAGAACCGUUCAGCGAGGGCUUACAUGCAACCAUUUCAGAGCGGAAUAGGAUCCCGAUCGAAUCCCGUUCGGAUAAUAAUUUCUAUGUUUUCAGUUGCGGCCAUUGUGGGUUCAUUGCAGCGAAUCUGGCACAACUCAAAUCCCAACACUGUGCCCAGACGCAUCCGAAUCGAGCUUUCAUAUUCCGAGUGCAGCCAUUAUUGCUGUGCUGCCUGUGCAAGUCCUUCAAGAGCAAUGCCAAGGAGAUGCGCGAACAUCUGAUAACAACGCACCGACGCAGCCGCCAGAUCAAGACGGUCGCCUGUGAUGUGCGACGGCCGAGGGAGUGCGGUUUCUGCUGUUACCAAUACCAGGGCUGGGCGGAUCUCAUCAGCCACAUGGAGCAGGCGGCCCAUCAGAUAAAUGAUCUCAAGAACGUGACGGAAUCGGGCCUCGAGGUGCUGCUGAAGCUGAACCGGAGCGAAAGCGGUGCCGAGUACUAUCAAAUAUGCAGCCUCUGCAAGAAGGUGCUGCCCGAUCAGAUAGCGAUGUACCAUCACGGACAGCAGGAGCACGCCGAUCAGGGCUUCAGCUUCACGAAUGUCCACCCGCUGGUCUAUCACUGUUUCUACUGUGUGUUCACCUCGUUGGAGGAGAUGGCCUCGCUGCGACACAUGAUCACCCACUUUGGGGGCUUCCAAAAGUGCCACUAUUGCGCAAUGCCCCAGCCAGGUGGCUUCGAGCAGUACAUCCAGCACUGCUACACAAGCCACCACGAGGAGGUUGGUCGCUUUCGGCAAGUGUACACGUACCCAAUGAUAUUGCGCUUCCUCCUGCAGACGGCCUACCAAUUCCAGAACGGCCUGAUCAUAAACAAGAGCAGUCUGCUCAACACACGCCACAAGAAGGAUACUCUGAUUCGCCAGCUGUACGAAGAGCUGAUGGCCCGGGCCGAGCGUCCGCCCAUUCCCCGGAUUCAUAUAGGUCUCAAAAAUGUGGCAACCAUUGCUAAUGGUAUGGAGCCUGUGGCAAAAAAAGCCAAGAUCAUCAGGCGACGCCAGACCCUGGGUCCCGAUGAGCUAAUCAGGGCGAGGCUCUUGGAUGAACCAAGCUUUAAUCAAUCGACACCAAUAGCAGCAGCCGUACCAGCAGCCCUCGCCCCAAGCUCAACCCCAGGCCACAGCAGCAGACCAGCGAAUUAUAUUUGGUCUACAUCGUUCACAGGAGCUAAUCCUGCAAUUCGACAGCAGCCGCCGCCAUCAGCAGCAGCAGCAGCAGUAGUAGCAGAGGUAGCCCCUAGUCGGCAGAAUGGAGAGGAGAGCAUAAUAAGGAACCUUAAGCGACGCAACAGCGUUGUGGUAUUUAGUCGUCCCUAGGGAUGCAGGACUAUUACUUUUAAGAUUGCUGUUCGAAUUAUGUUUCAAAGUUAAGAAUAUUCAUACAGUAAAUAGUUAAGAUUUGCCAUUUCUGAAAUGCCUCGAGUCACGCGGUCUCUUUACACUCGAGAGAAGAGAU
Molecule: messenger RNA, 11069 nt
Organism: Drosophila subobscura
Lineage: Eukaryota; Metazoa; Arthropoda; Insecta; Diptera; Drosophilidae
Exons: 6
Coding region: 173-10930 (3585 amino acids)
Source: RefSeq, a predicted model, not a curated record